Salvia hispanica is the source of this 1651-nucleotide messenger RNA. Its product is annotated as DUF1666 family protein (DUF1666). Lineage: Eukaryota; Viridiplantae; Streptophyta; Magnoliopsida; Lamiales; Lamiaceae. The record is from RefSeq and is a predicted model, not a curated record.
UGCAUUUAUUGCAUUCCUCAAUAGCUCAUUUUUCUUUCUCUAAUAUACAAGCUCCCUCGUUAUUUCUAGUCUCUCUCCCCCACACUACCCUAGGGUUUCAUGGGAAUGGAGCCUUCAACUGUUGAACGGCACCAUUUCAGGCAGCUUUCAUUCGGGUAUGAUUAUUGAAUUCUUUGUUACCAAUGAAGUGAUCCAUCCAUCGUGCUGCGGUGGAAAAUAAGUAGCAAGUAACUGUACCAGUGAUGGAUUUCUUCAAACUGAAGAAGUUUAGGAAUGUUCACAAACCUAAUCCGAAGAAUGUCAUUCAGGAUCAGCCAGUGCCUCAUCCAGAGGAGCCCAAGGAUGAAAGUGGAGAUACAUUGGGAAAAUCAGUCUGUGUUGAUUCAAACAAUCCUGAAAUUGAGGAUGAUGACGACGAUUUCAUCACAAACGAGGUGAAAAGGAGGCUGAAAGAACUGAGGAGAAAUAGCUUCAUGGUAUUGAUACCUGAGGAAACUUCUCCCGCAGGCGAGGAAGAAGAAGAGGAAGAGGGGGAAACCAGCUCCAGUGAUUGGAGGGAUGUUGAAGCAGAAGGACGCCAGUUCUGGUCUGGUUUCGGUGCUGUGUAUGACAUAUACUGUGAGCGAAUGCUGUUUUUUGAUCGCUCGAGCUCUCAGCACCUGCUGGAAGUUGGUUGUCAUGCUCGUUCAACUCCAUCACCAAAAUCUGCUUCUAAAAGGAUUGCUUCUCCCCUUGCAUGCCUUUCCUUGAGAAAAAUUGAGCCACCUGAAGAGGAGUGUGAGCACUUACAGCAACCAGUUAACGACCCUUAUCAGGAUCUUGAAACUGUGUAUGUAGCUCAAUUAUGCUUGACUUGGGAGGCGCUUCACUGUCAAUACACACAGCUGAAUCAGAAAAUAUCCUGCCAACCUGAUAGCCCCGCCUCUUACAACCAGAGUGCGCAACAGUUCCAACAGUUCCAGGUCUUAUUGCAGAGAUUCAUUGAAAACGAACCAUUUGAACUUGGGUCAAGGCCAGAGAUCUUUACUCGAACUAGAAAAUCCUUGCCCAAACUGCUACAGGUUCCAAUUAUCCAAGCAUUGGAUGAGAGAUCUACAGAAGAAGAGGCAUUGGGCCUUAAGGUUCAUGCGACAGAUGUCCUAAGAGUAAUCGAAACCUCUAUCUUGAGUUUCCGCCAAUUUGUAAAGAUGGACAAGAAAAAAUCUGGUGGUGUGCGUAGUCUCUUUGGAAGUCAGAACCAGAUGCCUACCCCUGUUCAACUGGUUCAAUCUACUCUUGAGAAGAAAGCAAUGAGACUGAAGGAACUGUGGAAGAAGAGCAAGAGCUAUAAGAAGAAAUCAUGGCCGAGUACAGCAGAAGAUGUGGAAAUGCUGCUAGGACUUAUCGAUGUCAAAGUGCUAUCGAGGGCACUACGAAUGAUCAGAAUUAGCAAAGAACAGCUGUUUUGGUGUGAAGAAAAGAUGAAGAAACUGAGCUUACCUGAUGGCAAGUUGCAGAGAGAUCCAUCACCCAUCCUUUUCCCUUGUUAGAUUCUUCCUAGAUUAUUACUAGUACUCAGAGAAGAAAUAUGGUGUGGCUUAUUCUACUCAUGUCUGAAAAAAAUGACUUGUUUUCUGAGAAGCAUUUUAAAAUGCAAAUUUUGUUACUGUGA